Anastrepha ludens (Mexican fruit fly) is the source of this 5678-nucleotide messenger RNA. Its product is annotated as unconventional myosin-VIIa. The transcript is spliced from 6 exons. Gene Ontology annotation, biological process: actin filament organization; sensory organ development; vesicle transport along actin filament. Bases 696 to 3797 code for a protein of 1033 amino acids. Gene Ontology annotation, molecular function: actin filament binding; microfilament motor activity; ATP binding. Gene Ontology annotation, cellular component: microvillus; actin cytoskeleton; vesicle. The record is from RefSeq and is a predicted model, not a curated record. Lineage: Eukaryota; Metazoa; Arthropoda; Insecta; Diptera; Tephritidae.
AUUCUUUGCUGAGGGAAAAUUAAAAGUGUGCGGCACAUUGACGGUUACGGAUCGGCAAGAAAUUGAUCGGAUCGCGCCUAAGUGUCGUUUUAGUGACUAUUCUGCGUGAACACACAACUUGCAUGCAUACAUAUGUAUACAGCAAUACAAUUUUGUUGUAACUCAGUGUUUUUUGGAAAUUGUGAUAGCUUGAUAAGCGAAUUGGAAAUAUUGAUUAGUUGCUGUCGGGAAAGGCAGUAUUCGAAAAAUGUAAAAAAUGUGCAUUCAAAGAGUUUGAAUGGAAAACAAAUAGAUUCGAUAAUUUUGGUAUAAUUUCAAAUUUAUUAAAUAGUAAUAAGAGUUCGAUUACUAUGGACUUAAGCAAGUACAUACAUGGAAAAAAUUAUUAAAUAUAUUAUUAUAAAUAAAGUGUAAAAAAUAUAAAACAAGUAGAUAUAUAACAAAAAGUGGAUUCUAAAAGUGUUUAGCGAAGUUUUAUUGUCAUUUAAUAAGAACACACAUUUAACAAAAAAAAAAUUAUAUAUCUACAUAAAACCAAAACUAAAGUGAUCAAUAAAUAAGACGGAAUAAAAAAAAAUUGAAUUUGUGAAGCAAACAAUUAUUUGUAUAUCUAUAUACCGUGAGAAGAAAAAAGCACAUUAACCAACAUCAUUUGCCAAUAGAAUCGUGCUAAUGCUUAGCAGGUUACCUCCAACAUGACAAAUUUUCAAAACGAACUUGGCGAAUGUGUGUGGGUGAAGCCACAAAAUGCUGGCGGCAAUGAGUUUGCAGUGCCGUUCGGUGCGCGAGUCAUACGCACAGAGAAGACACGCACCCUUGUCGCCAAUGAUGAGGGUAAACAAUUUUGGGUGCCGGCUGAGGAUGUAUUGAAAGCGAUGCACAUCACCUCGCAACAAGGCGUCGAUGAUAUGAUUACAUUGGGCGAUUUGCAGGAGUAUGCGAUUUUAAGGAACCUAGAGAUGCGAUAUGCGAAAAGGCUUAUUUAUACCUACACUGGCUCCAUGCUGAUCGCUAUCAAUCCUUACCAACCGCUGCCGAUCUACACCACUCGCGAGAUUGCCCAGUAUCGCGGCAAGAAAAUUAGCGAACUCCCGCCUCAUAUUUUCGCCAUCAGCGACAAUGCCUUCCAGCAGCUGAAGCGUGAUCGCAUGAAUCAGUGCAUUGUGAUAAGCGGCGAGUCGGGUGCUGGCAAGACUGAGAGCACUAAGCUCAUACUGCAGUAUUUGGCCGCUAACAGCGGCAAGCAGUCCUGGAUCGAACAGCAGAUCAUUGAAGCAAAUCCAAUUAUGGAAGCAUUCGGCAAUGCGAAGACCGUGCGCAAUGACAACUCAUCACGUUUCGGCAAAUACAUAGAGAUACGAUUCACGGACGCUGGUAAAAUACAGGGUGCAAAGAUCGAACAAUAUCUGUUGGAAAAAUCGCGCAUUGUAGCGCAAUCGCGUGAUGAGCGCAAUUAUCACAUUUUCUAUUGCAUGUUGGCUGGCUUGAGUAAAGCCGAACUGACUCGCUUGGAGUUAUUGGAGCAAUCUCCUCUCAAAUACCACUAUUUGGCACAGGGUGGCUGCUAUGAGUUGGAUGGCAGAAAUGAUGCCAAGAAUUUUGCUGACAUACGCGCAGCUAUGAAAGUGCUCUCCUUCAGACCAGAGGAAGUGUGGAGUAUCUACAGCCUAUUGGCUGCCAUUUUGCAUCUGGGUAAUAUGUAUUUUAAAGCGACGAUGGUACAAAAUAUGGACGCCACUGAGGCAACCGAUGUGGUGAAUUUGCAACGUGUGGCCGCGCUGUUAGGUGUCACAAAGCAAGCGCUGGCCGCUGCGUUGACACGUAAAACGAUUUUCGUGCACGGUGAGCGUGUGGAGACGUCUCUUUCGCGCGAAAUGACCAUCGAGGGCAGAGAUGCAUUCGUGAAGUCACUGUAUGGCGCGAUCUUCGUACGCAUCGUUCAGCGCAUAAACGCGACAAUCGAUACGAAGGAUAAGGUGUCCAAAACGCUGAACACUAUAGGAGUGCUGGACAUAUUCGGUUUCGAAAAUUUCGCGAAUAACAGCUUUGAGCAGCUAUGCAUUAACUAUGCAAAUGAGAAUCUGCAACAAUUCUUUGUACGGCAUAUUUUCAAGAUGGAACAAGCAGAAUAUGAACAAGAAAAUAUCAAAUGGCAACACAUCGACUUCCAGGAUAAUCAAGAGAUAUUGGACUUGAUCGGUAUGAAGUCGGUGAAUAUUAUGUCACUCAUAGAUGAAGAGUCAAAAUUUCCUAAAGGCACCGAUUACACACUGCUGGAGAAACUUCACGUACAACAUGGCAAUCGCUCGAUUUAUGUAAAACCCAAAUCCAAUCAAUCUGCACUCUUUGGCAUACGCCACUAUGCCGGCGUAGUGAUGUACAACCCGAAUGGAUUUCUGGAGAAAAAUCGUGAUUCGUUCAGCAUGGAUUUGCGUGAAAUGAUUGGGAAAUCUAAAAAUAAAUUUCUCGUCGACAUAUUUCCAAUGGAACUGCCAUAUGAUACAAUGAAGAAACAGUUCACGUUGUCGGUGAAAUUCCGCAAUUCAUUGGACCUGCUCAUGCGCACACUCGCCGCUGCGCAUCCCUUCUUUAUUAGAUGCAUCAAGCCGAAUGAGGACAAGAAACCAAAUUUUCUCGACCGCGAACUCUGCGUGCGUCAGUUGCGCUAUUCCGGCAUGAUGGAGACAGCACGUAUACGUCACGCUGGCUAUCCCAUACGUCACACCUACAAAGAUUUCGUCGAACGUUACCGUUUGUUGCAUCGUGGACUCGGACCCACCCACACACUCAACUGUCGCCAAGUAACCGAACAGAUCUGCAAAAAUUUGCUGCCUGCAUCAGCUGAUUAUCAAUUUGGACGACAUAAGGUUUUUCUGAAAGAUGUAGAUGAUACGUUCUUGGAGAAGGAACGCGCCCAUAAGGUAUUACAAUCGAUCAUAGCCAUACAACGUGGUUUCCGAAAAGUGCUCUUCCGUCGUCAGCUGCAACGCUAUCGCGAAGCGGCGCUCAUCAUACAGAAAGUGUGGCGCAAUCACAAAGAGCGACGAGAUUUUCUCAUCAUGCGCCAAGGUUUUCAUCGAUUAGGCGCUUGCAUUGCUCAAAAACGGCUAACGUCUGCUUUUACAAUGCUGCGCAGUCGCGUCAUACAUUUGCAGGCUCACUGUCGCGGUUAUUUGGCGCGUCAGGCGUACAAGCUGCGCCAGAUGGAGCGACAGCGACGUCGGAAAGAAUUGCAAGCAUUCCGUUUAGCAGAAGAAUUAUUAGUGCGGCAGGCAAGAGAGCAUCAGCAAUUGGAAAAGGAGCGACAGGCGCGUCUAAGCGCAAAUGUGGUAACCCAGACAGCGGCGGCAAAAGCAGUGGCGCCUUCCACACGCACAACUGCACCACCACCCACUACAGCACGAACGCCAAUGAAUGGUGUAACGAAUGGGCAGGGCGCUGUAAAUGGCAUUGAUGUGAAUUCUAUGAAUAUUAAGAAUACCGUAAAUGGUACGAAUGGUGUAAGUUAUAUGAAUGGCGCGGCGACUGUACCUGUGGGCGGCGUAAUUUUGGCGAAGCAAAAACAGGUGAACGAAGCGCAGACGUCCAGCGACAACUUCAUCGAUGUGGAAUCCUCGAAACAGAUAGUAGAUGAUGUUUUUGGUUUUCUCGACGAUGCAGAUGUGAAUGGCCCCGUAAUAUCGAAUGUUAGAGAGAAAUCAUUGAUGUUCGAGCGCGAAUCGCGACUCAAGAAAGAUAUACCCGCUAAAUUACUAUCGCGACCGGUGCGGUAUUAUGACCCGCAAAGUAUGUACUAAACGCGGUUUUAAAUAGGCCACACAAAGCAAAUAGAGACUAAAAGAGCGAGUGGUGCAAUGGAAGUGGAUAGCAAGAAAGAGUCUAUAAUUAAAAAUUAUUAGAAAUGUUUUGUUUUAAGAAACUUCAAGUUCCAAAAAAUAUGCCAUUGUAGCUAAUAAUAUAACUAAAAUAGAAAAUAUGUAUUAUACAUAAUGCUAUUCGGUAAAUUAUUAUAAAUUGUACAAUACGAUUUGAGUGCGUUGAAAAAAAAAGAUUAAAAAAAAACACCAAAAACAAAAACAAAGUUAUUAUAGUAAGCUUCAUUGGCCACCACAGGCAUCUUUUACAAUCCACUGAUGAGGAUCGUAUAAAGCAUUUUAUCUGCCACGGUUCGUCUUUCGCUUGACUUAGAUGGAGUAUUUUCGGGUCGGAUGUACUGGGUUGCCCAUAUUCGACGGACCCAUGUGUUUUUUUUUUUUUUAUCAAAGAAAAACACAAUUUUUUUGAUGUUAACGAUAAUAAUCAUUUUACAUAUUUCGUUCAAGUAGAUUUGUUGACAUCACUUUUUGAAUAUGAUAUCUCUCAAAUGGCCGCCUUGGGCCUGGACGGCGUAUUGUGCCCGUUUUGCAACAUUUUCCAUAGUUUUAGCUAACAUUUCGGCUGGAAUAGUGGCUAUUUCCUCACGGAUGUUGUUCUUGAGCUCUUCUAUGGUCUUUGGCUUAUUAAUACAAACCUUUGAUUUUAAAUAUCCUCACAUCAAACGACGAGGAAACAAUUGCUUCAAAAAAUCGAUUGUGGUGCGAGCUGUGUGUAGUGGAGCGCCGUCUUGUUGAAACCAGAACUGCCUCAUACGCUUUCGACGAAUAAUUGGCACCAGAAAAGUGGUUAUCAUAUCGCGAUAACGCUCCUGAUUGACGGUAACAGCUUGACCAUCUUCAUUUUCGAAGAAAAACGGCCCAAUAAUCGUGGUCCGAGGAAUGCCCAACUGCUGAGAACGGCGAUUUUGGGAUGUCCUUGGCGACGCCUCAACACUGGCCCGUACAAGAGCAAUAUUCUCAUCCGAGCGCCUUGGUCGGUUUUGAUUUGGCCUAUUUGGAUUAGAAAGAGCACCACCAGUCGAAAACCUUUCGUACAGACGUUUAACGGUGUUCUUAGAAGGCGCACUUUUCACAUUAUUUAAUUUUUUAUACGCACGUUGAGUUUUCACAAUAGACUUCUUUUGUUGAAUGUAAAUUUCAACAAUUUGGGAGCGCUAGCGUGGCAUGUACUGUUCCAUGGUAAACAUCUGCUUGGACUGACGCUUCUAACGCGGUAUGUCAUUAAGCGAUCUGACGACUCUGUCAAAAGAUACAGGGUUGCCAGAUGGGUCCGUCGAAUAUGGGCAACCCUGUAUUGAGAAUGGGCCAGCCAUUUUCUUUCUAUCGACAAACUGCUGAUUAAAAAAAAUAUCUCUGAAGUGUGCCGAGAAGCAAUGAAUUCCCAGCCCAGCCGUUUCUUCCUACAUUAAAAAUCCUCUCUCUAGACCUUAAAUACAGUGGGAAAUAUUACUCAGAUGCUGCCCAUCCUCAAUUCCAUUCUAUUCAAAACUCCAUUCACAUAGAUUGUCUUUGGCCAAUAGUCAGCUUAUUAGAGUAUGCCUGUAUUAGAGUAACUCUGUAAAGGGUGAAGAGAUCUUUUCGUUAAGGCCGGCGGGCCAAUUAGAUGUCCUAAAUUCAGUAGUUUUCGCGAAGCGUUGUAGGAUGAGAAAAAAAAACAAUUAGCCAAAUGAAGUUUUAGGGAUAGUUUAAUAUAUAUUUGAACUAAAAAAAAAACAUUUGUACAAUCUCCAACAAUAUAUUGUAAGCCGAGUUAUCAAUAGAUUCCCAGAGCGCUUUGCCACUGAAGUAUCCAACUGAAGUAUC